Thermothelomyces thermophilus ATCC 42464 is the source of this 3964-nucleotide messenger RNA. RefSeq lists its product as uncharacterized. Gene Ontology annotation, cellular component: mating projection tip; spindle pole body; cell cortex. Gene Ontology annotation, biological process: mitotic spindle orientation checkpoint signaling; nuclear migration along microtubule; establishment of spindle localization. Bases 130 to 3522 code for a protein of 1130 amino acids. The record is from RefSeq and is a predicted model, not a curated record. The transcript has a single exon. Lineage: Eukaryota; Fungi; Ascomycota; Sordariomycetes; Sordariales; Chaetomiaceae.
CCACUGGAAGCUCUUUGCCCGGCGGCCUGUUUGACCAAGACCCAACGGCAUCCCACCCAACCGCGCAGCGCUGCACAGCAGUUGUUGAGGUUCCUGUCGGCGAGCUCGCCGCAGCCAGACCGCCACUAAAUGACAACCACAACGGCUGCUGCUCUAGGCAGUGGCAGCGACCGUGACUAUUUUGCCCAUCAUCCUGCUGUCGCCGACACGGAUACAACGACGUCAGGAAUCGACGACGACGACGACGCCGACCGCGAUGCGAGCAAUAAUGGCCUCGUCCUGACCUUCUCUGACAUCCCGAGCGACCUGGUGCAGCUUAGUGGUGCAUGCACGUCGGACGAUCCCGCUCAACGCCUGCUAAAAGCGCAACCGCAAAACCACGCCAGCGCAAGCCACAGCCCCAUUGGUGACCUCCCGAAAGGCUCCUCUCCUCCACAACAGGCAGAACCACCACAACCACAACCUGAACCCGGACCACGACAGCCACAACAGCACCAGCAGCUGCAGCAGCUGCAGCGACCGCCGCCGCCGCCGCCGCCUCCGCCCCAGCCGUCAGCAUCCAGCCCCCCCGCCUCGAUUCGCGUUCAUCGCGUACGAAAACCCUCGCCUGGCCUCGCGGCGCGAUUAAAGGCCCUCGGCUUCGGCACGACGCGCAAAGCCAGCCCUCCGCCUUCCCACCACCUGGAGCCCGGCCGUCUGCCCGAAGAAGCGAUCAGGCGACUUGAACAAGAACACCUCGCCGCCUCCGCGCAGACCGUCGUCGAGCGGCGGGGCCGCCCCUGGAAGGGUGCCAUUGCACGCAUCCCUUCAAUCUCCAGCCUCAAGUCGGACAAGUCGCACAAGUCACAAGGCAGGACGGAGCCCGAAGAAUCCGCAUCCGAGGCCGCCAUUACUGCUGCGAAGCCCGACUUCCUCCCGGAAAUUGCCGCCACCGAGCCCCUGGAAAUGGACACGAACAAGUACCGCCUCCCCGAACACACCAACGGCAACGGUGUCAAGGCCCAGCCCGAGACGAGGGACGAACACAUCGCGAGAGACACCCGCCCGCCCCAGCGACCUGGGACACCCGAGAUUCCCCCGCCGCCUCUCCCCAAGGACACGCCACCGCCGACGAGACGCGCCACAAACCCUACCACGCCGACCGCGCGCGAUUCCUUCGACCCGGGCUCUAUCCCUUUCAACCCUCUCGGCCUCCAACGCCCAGGGUCCAUCUACACCCUCUCGCGAGCUUCUUUCGCGAAUCAGCUUGCUCAGCUGACAUCAUUGCAACUUCCAGAUGCCGACUCCUUGUCCAACAAGAUCUCGGCCAUACCAACGGCCCAGGCGGCCACAAAAGCGCUGCUGGGCGCCGCCGAACAGAUCCGCGGGUGGAUAUACAAGGCCUCCGAGGUGAUAGCGGGACUGGAGAGCGAUGACGACGUCGAGUGGGCCGCGGCCGGGGGCCGCGAGGGCGUCGAGGAGGUGGAGAAGGCCAUUGUUCGCUUCGAGGAGCUGAUCAAGGUCUACGUCGGCGCCAUCGAGGACUUGCAGAGCCGGGAGGAUAUCGCCAGCGUCGCUGCUGACGACCUCCGGACGGCCGUCUCCCAGAUGGAGGCCAUUCUCGAGGAGUGGGCCAAGAUGCGGAACACACUGCACAACGUGAAGGCACAGGUCGAGAUCGCCAUGGAGUGGGAGGAGCUGUGGGACAUGGUGCUCAGCGACAUACAGAACGAGAUGGACGACCUUGCCAGGUUGGUCUUUGAGAUGGAAGAACGGCGCCACAAAUCCAUGUUGAGCGUCCCGACCGGCGACGGCACGGACAUCGGCGAUCUGGAGCCGUUCGCGGACGACGACACGCCCCGAGCCCCGGUCCGCUUACAGAUGGCCAACAACCGCUUCAGCAUGCCCGUCUUCCCGGUCAGCCCCACCUCGCCUUCGGCCGGGGCGACCGGCAUCUCCCAGGACGACUCGAGCCUGCUGGCGCUUUUUGCGAGGAUGCAGCCCCUCAGAGCCUCCCUCGAUUUCCUGCCCAUGAGGCUCUCCGUCUUCGAGGCGAGGGCCGACAGCAUAUUCCCGACGGCCUGCGAGGAGCUGGAAGCCCGGAGGGCAGAGCUGGAUGCUAGUUACAAGAAGCUCGAGAAGGACGCCGAGUCCCUGCGCAAAGAGCUCGGCGAGGACCGCUGGGUGCUCGUCUUCCGCGGCGCCUGCCGCCAGGCCCAAAAGAUGUACGAGUCGGUCGAGCGCAGCCUGGCCAGGCUGCGCGAGGCCAUCGACGCCGGCUUACACCUGACCAACCAGCCCGUGAUGGCCAAGAAGCUGGAAAACUACGAGGCCAAGAAGACACACUACGGCCCGGCAAUCGAGCGGGUCCUGGCCAUUAUCGACAAGGGGGUCAAGGACCGGCUCACGGUCAACGGCGAGAUUCUCCGCCUGCAUGCUGAGAUGAGGGCCAAGUGGGAGGAACUGAAGGAGACCAUGGCGGACAUGGAUGCCUCCAUCGAGGAGCUGCAUGCCGACAGCAAGGAGCAGCAGCUUCGAGAUUCCGUCUCGAGCAUGUUGUCCAACGACAUGUCGACCCUUGCAAGCGGCCACGAGACGCCCCAGAGCUCCCCCCCAUCGUCCGUCAUCCUGUCGAGCAAGGGUCCCAACAGCUCGACCCAGCACGUAAAGGCGCCGAAGCAGCGGUCGGCCAGCGCUUUAGGUCACGCGCCAGCGAGUCGCAGACAGUCGUCGCUGCCCACCCCGAAGACCCAGUUGACCAGGAAGCCGGUAACGGCGCAGACGUCGAUGUUGUCGGUCCCGGUCCCGUCGAGAGACACUUCGGCCACGCCAACCGCAAACAGGGUAUCGCGGCUCUCUCCGUCUUUGGCCACGCGGCCAAAGUGGAACCCAUCGACGAAUACAAGAGACAUCGACACCGGCCACAACUUCAAACCUCUGACUCUCACCACUCCGAGCCCCUAUAGCAAACAAGCCCCGACCCCGGUCCGGUCCGGCUCCUCUGCGGCGUCCUCUACAACAUCCAAGCUACCCACGCUCCGCACUCCCAACUCCCGCGCCACAUCCGCCUCUCCCAUCCCCGAGGCCAGUCCCUCUAAAAACGGCCUCCUCUCGUUCCGCGAGCGCCUCGCCUCUCCGGACCCGUCGUCCACCGCCCUACGAUCCUUUUCCAAACCCCGCCUCACCUCCAACCCGUCGGCGCCACCUGCCCUUUCGAGCAACAGCACGAACAGGCGUGCCUCGCUUCAACCACCCAAACCACUCGACUUCUCACCACCGGGAGCAACGAGCACGACGACAACUGCAACGACUACGCCGCGGCGACCAGCCAGCUCGCUGGCGACGUCCAGGCGGACUAGCAUGCCGCCUCAGUCGCGGACGAGCUCGACGGGAGUGGCGGCCAAGGGUUCCGGAAGCGUCAUCACGGGCAGGGAGAGUCCGCAGGCGGUGGCGGGCGCGAGGUUCGCGAUGCGGAAGGGAAGCAGCAGCAGUGCCUCGGCGGCUCCGGGGACGAAGGACGCGAGGCCGCGCUGGAGGGUGUAAUUGAUGAUAGGUCUCUCUUCUUGCCUUAUCGUCGUCAAAAACCGCCGAAUGCUCUGUCUCUCCCGUCGCGCAACAAACCCAGCUGCGGAACUGAAACGGGCUGGCAGGGAACCGGGAGAUGUUCCGCAUCGGAUCUUUAUCUGAAUCCAAAUGCUACUCUUCUCCCCUUCUUCUCGAGCGCAGGUUUGACGGUUGGAGGAUUGUGAAGAAAACAAUAGUGGAGUUUAUUCGAGUCAUUCGGAGGUUGAUCCUCUUAAUUGUUUCGCUUCUUUUUUCUUCUUUUCUUCAUUUCCUUUCAGUUCUUGUUCACAUUUCCUGCAUGUUGUGGUUUGUCAUCUUGGGUCUCUUUAUACCCCGCCAAAUACCCGCUGGCAGUUGCUGUUAUUUACUCAUUUGUAGUGCCGUUUGUGUCCCACUUCUUCUUAUAUGUACUUUGCGGUUG